Messenger RNA from Closterium sp. Naga37s-1, 1284 nucleotides. NCBI's taxonomy places the organism in Eukaryota, Viridiplantae, Streptophyta, Zygnematophyceae, Desmidiales, Closteriaceae. The record is from the annotation of a GenBank genome assembly.
AUGGCACGUUACCGUCUGGUCUCCGGUCUCCCAGAGUCGCUUGCACCGCUUCCUCGCUCGCCUGCGCCGCCGUGCACUCCCUGCGUCGAGGGUCAGCAGCGCGCUGCCCCUCACUCCUCCUCGUUCCCCCCUACCACGGCUCCCUUCCAGACCCUGCACUUGGACGUCUGGGGCCCCUCCCCGGUCCUUGGCCCACGUCAGGAGCGCUACUUCCUGAUUGUGGUGGACGACUACUCUUGCUACACCAUGGUUUUCCCCUUGCGACGGAAGGCCGACGUGCCUACCGUUCUCGAGCCGUGGCUACUAGCGUGGGGUGGCGCCCAGGGCCUGUGUGGGCUCCGCCUACACUCGGACCGUGGUGGUGAGUUUUCUUCCACUCGCCUGGAGACGUUCUGUCAGGGUCGGGGGAUCAUCCAGUCUUACACGCUACCAGCCUCGCCGCAGCAGAACGGGGUAGCCGAGCGACGGAUCGGCCUGGUCAUGGAGGUUGCCCGGACCUCCAUGUGCCAUGCCGGUGCCCCCCAGUUCUUGUGGCCUCAGGCAGUCCGCUACGCCGCGCACCAGCUGAACCUGUGGCCCAGUGACGCACGGCCACGGGUGACGCCGGUCUCCCUUUGGACAGGCUGGGUGUUCUACGACCCGGUCACCUACGAGUUUUUCGCUUCUCAGGACGUCACGUUCGAUGAGUCUGUCUGUUACUACAGGAGUCGCCCCCACCGAGGUACUGAGGUUUUUUCCCCCCCGCUGUUCCUCACCCUUGAGCCCCCCCCAGUCGCGCCGGUAGCCCCCCCCCCUUCGCGUCCUACCCCGUCAGGUGUGUCGCACGUCACUCCGCAGUCGUCCCCCCCGCAGCGUCCAGUCCCUGUCGUGUCUGGGGGUGCGGGAGGUACAGUUGCGGAGGGUGCGGGUACUGGGGCUGCUGGAGCUGGUGGUGUCGGCUCUGGGGGUGCAGGGGGUGUGGGCAUGGAGGCCACUCCCGUGGAGGACACAGCAGCCUCGACUCGGCGGCCUCGCCCCGCGUCACCCCCUGGCUUCCCGUCCGUCCAGCAGUUCCCUCCUCGUUCUUCUCUACGGCAGGUUGCUGCGGAGCCUGGGGGUGUUCCUGCGGGAGGUAGUGGAUGCCCCGGGGGUGUCGGUGGGGGAGGUGCUGGUUCCGGGGGUGCUGGAGCUGGAGGCACUGGCACUGUGGCACCUACACCGCGCGCUGUACGUUUCCUGACCCGUGAGCAGCGUCUCCUCCGGUUGGAGAGGGAGGAGCGUGAGCGGUUUGAGAGGGCACAGUAG